UCACCUCAAUUUCCCAGUUCAAAACCCUAAUUGCCCCAAUUUGAACCUUAUUUCUCUGUUCUUGGAAAACCCAUAUUCAGCUACACGUAGCAUUCCAACGAGUUGGGGAGCUUUUACUUUUCAGUUUUGUGGUUUCAGGAUAGCUAAACCCUGAAGCUAACUUCUUCUGGGUUAUGGAUUUUAUUGCUAGAGUCUAUCAGUUAUAGAGCUUUGGGAUGAGUCGGGCUUUACUUCCUAAGCAUAUUUCUGCUGUUGUGAAAUGUCAAAAGGAUCCUCUCAAAGCGCUUGAGAUGUUUAAUUCGGUGAAGAAGGAAGAUGAGUUUAAGCACACAUUGUCAACUUACAAGUGUAUGAUUGAGAAGCUUGGGUUUCAUGGGGAGUUUGAAGCCAUGGAGCUUGUGCUUGCCGAGAUGAGGAUGAAUAUCGAUAACAGGUUACUAGAGGGAGUGUACAUUGGGGCCAUGAGGCAUUAUGGAAGGAAAGGAAAGAUUGAAGAAGCUGUGAAUGUGUUUCACCGGAUGGAUUUUUUUAAUUGUGAGCCCUCAGUUCAGUCUUAUAAUGCAAUCAUGAAUAUACUGGUUGAGUAUGGGUAUUUCAAUCAAUCCCAUAAGGUGUAUAUGAGGAUGAGAGAUAACGGGAUUACCCCGGAUGUGUAUACUUAUACUAUACGAAUAAAGUGUUUCUGUAGGACUAGUAGGCCUCAUGCUGCAUUGAGGCUCCUUAAUAACAUGCCUUCACAGGGGUGUGAGUUCAAUGCUGUUGCAUAUUGUACAGUCAUUAGUGGAUUUUAUGAAGAGAAUUAUCGGAUAGAGGCAUAUGAAUUGUUUGAAGACAUGCUUGGGCAAGGUAUAUGCCCUGAUGUUACCACAUUUAAUAAGCUUAUACAUACCCUGUCCAAGAAGGGGGAUGUCCAAGAAAGCGAAAAACUUCUCAACAAGGUUCUGAAGAGGGGAGUGUCUCCAAAUUUGUUUACACUUAAUAUAUUCAUUCAAGGGCUGUGCAAAAGAGGUUCCAUUGAUGGGGCUGUCAGAAUGUUAGAUGGUUUUGUGAAGGAAGGUCUGACUCCAGAUGUUGUCACGUAUAAUACAUUGAUCUUUGGUUUGUGUAAAAACUUCAGGGUUGAGGAAGCAGAGUCCUAUCUGCGUAAAAUGGUGAACAAUGGAUUUCAGCCUGAUGCCUUUACCUACAACAGUAUUGUUGAUGGAUAUUGCAAAUUGGGCAUGAUACAGAAAGCAGAAAAGAUUCUCAGUGACGCCAUCUUCAAGGGGUUUGUGCCUGAUGAGUUCACGUAUUGCUCUUUAAUUAAGGGGUUUUGCCAGGAUGGUGACAUAGAACGUGCCAUAGCAGUGUUUAAGGAGGCAUUGGGCAAGGGUUUAAAGCUUAAUAUUGUUCUCUUUAACACAUUGGUAAAAGGGUUGUCACAGAAUGGGCUUAUCUUGCAAGCCUUACAAUUAAUGAAUGAGAUGUCGGAAAAUGGUUGCAGUCCCAAUAUCUGGACUUACAAUUUGGUUAUAAAUGGGUUGUGCAAGAUGGGUUAUGUUUCUGAUGCCACUAGACUUGUUGAUGAUGCUAUUGCCAAAGGUUACCUUCCUGACAUAUUUACGUUUAAUACAAUAAUUGAUGGUUACUGUAAACAGUUGAAUCUGAAUAAUGCUAUCGAGAUAAUAAAUAGCAUGUGGAGUCAUGGUGUUACUCCUGAUGUGAUCACAUAUAAUACUGUGUUAAAUGGCCUUUGCAAGUCUGCAAAAUAUGAGGAUGUGAUGUGCACUUUUCAAGCGAUGAUGGAGAAAGGGUGUGUUCCUAACAUCGUUACGUAUAACAUACUUGUAGAAAGCCUUUGCAAAGCUAGGAAAGUAAAUGAGGCCCUGGACAUGCUACAGGAAAUUAGGAACAAGGGCUUGACUCCAGAUAUUGUUUGUUUUGGCACAUUGAUGAGUGGUUUGUGCAGCAAUGGGGAUUUGGAUGGAGCAUACCAUCUAUUUAGAAGAAUGAAAAGGGAAUAUGAUAUAUCACCUACAACAGCAACAUACAAUAUCAUGAUCAAUGCUUUGUGUGAAAAACUAGAAAUGAGUACUGCAGAAAAGCUUUUUUGUGAGAUGUGUGACAGUGACAGUAACAGUAACAGUGUGCCGGACUGUUUCACGUACCGUGUCAUGAUUGAUGGUUUCUGCAAAGCAGGAAACAGUGAUUCAGGGUGCAAUUUCCUUCUGAAAAAGAUUGAGAAAGGGUUCGUUCCAGCAUUGGUGACAUUUGGAAGAGUCCUAAAUUGUCUUUGCAUGAAGCAUAGAGUUCAUGAAGCUGUUGGUAUCAUCCACCUGAUGGUCCGCAAAGGCAUUGUUCCUGUGGUUGUCAAUUCAAUAUUCGAGGUCGAUAAGAAGGAAAUAGCAGCACCUAAGAUUCUUGUAGAAGAUUUAUUGAAGAAGGGCCAUGUAACUUAUUCUGCAUAUGAGCUUCUAUAUGAUGGAAUUAGAGAUAAAAAGCUGGUCAAGAAAACAAAGAAAGGUUCCACACCACUUACUGCAACUCGACAACAAACUAAGUGACUGUUGAAAAGAUCCGUUUUUUCAUUUAGGUAGCAUACUUCUUGAUAUGGUGUAAAACCUAGUGACUCCAAAAGCUCAAGUAGCAAGCUUUUUUAUCAGUGCUCUGGUAGCUUCUAAGACCUUAUUUGUCAUGGACUUUGCAGAGACAUUGAGUAUUGGCAUUUAUCUUGUUUUCACGACCAAAUUUACACUGCUGGUAUGUUACAGGAACUGCCCCAAGAGUGCCAUGCUUAUAAUGACGAUAAUUUAAUUAGCUCCUUUUUGUGCCUCUGUAUAACAGGAGGAAGCAUGAGGAAAUUAAUGACAGAAGAAAAAUGAGAGUAUGUGAAAUUAUGUGGCCUUUGGUUUUGGUUCCAAAUCUAUUGUCUGGUUCUUUGAGCAAGCACAUCAUGCAGGAUCUUUUUGGUGAGACUACUCUUUAUUGGAUCCACAUGCUCUAUCUUAUUAUGAGUAUGUCGGAGAAGUUAUGAUUAUGUAUAUGAGCGUAUUACAGAGUUCACAACAGGGAAUACAAUAUUUGCUUAAAGCCUGCCAUGCUAGCAGGAAGGUCCGAGAAUAUGGUGUCCGUGAGUUAAUCAUGUUUCUGGACAGAGGAGAAGUGCAGGAGGAUCCAAAGACAGGCUUGUGAUCAUAAAGAAUGAUGAGUCAAUUGUUAAAAAGGAAAUCUCCUUGUGACAGGAUAUACAAAAUGGUAGUUGAGACUUGAGAGAAGUUCAAUUAUCAUCGGAGUGAAUGCUGAUUCUCCAUCGAAAAAAAAAAAA
Molecule: messenger RNA, 3304 nt
Organism: Rosa chinensis
Lineage: Eukaryota; Viridiplantae; Streptophyta; Magnoliopsida; Rosales; Rosaceae
Product: putative pentatricopeptide repeat-containing protein At1g74580
Exons: 5
Coding region: 216-2543 (775 amino acids)
Molecular function (GO): protein binding
Source: RefSeq, a predicted model, not a curated record